Messenger RNA from Lobosporangium transversale, 6478 nucleotides. RefSeq lists its product as hypothetical. Lineage: Eukaryota; Fungi; Mortierellomycota; Mortierellomycetes; Mortierellales; Mortierellaceae. Gene Ontology annotation, cellular component: KICSTOR complex. The coding region runs from base 122 to 6421 and encodes 2099 amino acids. The record is from RefSeq and is a predicted model, not a curated record. Gene Ontology annotation, biological process: regulation of TOR signaling. The transcript has 8 exons.
CACAGGAUCACCCAAGGCUAUUUCGAGACCUUCCGGGAAAGCUCAGACAUAUUCUCUCUUCCUAACCAGACCAGGAAAUCACAGCGCUAUAAAAGAAGAAUACUUUUCAAAUAAAGUGACGAUGCCCACAGAGCGACAUGUGUCCUUGGUGCAAAAGCUAAGAUGGCAUGUCAGUGGUAACUUCUCACCUACUGCGUUUGCAAUUGGCGAUGUGGACGGACUUGGGGAUAACGCAUUUGUGAUUGGAAAUUUAGUCGGGGAGCUAUUCAUCUUCAAAGGAAAUAAUCCUGAUGGUCUUCCAUGGAUGACAUGCAAGGGUCUUGGCACGAUCACAGCCGUUGCCAUUGGUGAUAUCAGGAACUGUGGCAAAAAUUCAAUUGUAGUAAUGAGUGCAGAGGGGCUUUGUCAUAUCUUUGAUAUCGCUGAAUUGGAUAACAGCCGGCAUGGUGGACACGUCCUUCCAUCGUCAUCAUCAACUGGGGCCAACAUAUCUUCUAGCCACAAUGCAUCAGGAUCAUUUGUAGGAGGAGGGCCUGGCGGCCGAUCAGGCCAGGCUGGCAGCAUAUAUUCAUCUACUCCAUUGCAGAAUUCAUAUCAUGCAGGGCAGAGCGGGAAUAGUCAUCCUUUUCACCCUACAAUCCCUGCUACACCCAGCAUCCGACCUGUUCCAGAUACCCAUCAUCAGCACCAUAAUAGUCAUUAUCAAGGAGUUCCAUCGAGCCAUCCAUACCAUGGUACCCCGCCUCUACCGCCACCACAGAAUACACCACAUGGAUCUGCUUCUUCUUCUAUUUCAGGAUCUACGCACCAUCAUGGUCAUCAACAGAAUAGUCAAACCCACACUUCCAACAGUACACCAAUUCAUUCGCAUGCCGGGAGCAUUCAUGGCGGCAUCAGUGGCAGUAACUCUGGUAGUGCGAGACGUGCAUCUGAGGCGCCUUUAGCAUCAUCUGGGCCAGGCUUGACGUCGGCAUCAGCAUCCACAGUAAGGACAACGGCAGCGCUAACUAAUUCAAUCAGUGCUUCGCCAAUACCUACUCCUACAUCGCACUCCCAUGGAGGACAAGCAGUAGGAGUGACUCGGUCAUUAGGUGGAAACAGCGUAACCGAUUCACCGACAGGAACACCAUUAAUCAAACCACAGCAAGGGCCAUCAUCUGCUGCGUCCACACGAAAGCAACAGAGGGGCGGGGCAAAUAGACAUGGCAAUGCAGGGCCUGGCAAGUCUCAAGUAUGUCAUGUAGGGGGGCAAAGGAUCUUGGACAGGCCCAACUUGACUCUUCCGGUACCUGUCAAUAUCAACCGAGCGUAUAUCGCAGACAUUGAUGGGGAUGGUCUCAAUGAAAUUGUGCUUGCGAGAACUGAUAGGAUCAUGCAUUCAUACUCUCUUCAAAUCACCAAGCCAGUGUCGCUUACAGCCACAUCCUCCAUUCAGCCAAGCAACCAACAGCUAAACUUGAUCAAACUAGUUAGCAGGACCAGUAGUAUUUCAACCUUAGAUAGUAGUGGACUCUUAUCGCCUUCUGAUGACCGCAGGGAGACUAUCAUUCACUAUCCUUCGCUCUCAUCCAUGGGGAGAUUGCACUAUGCAGGCUCGACAUCCACUGUAGCGGGCAUGGGUCAAUUAGACAGCCAGCAGCAGCAGGAUAAGCAAGAUAAUAGUGGUGUCAUCAAUGUUAAUGAUCCCUCGAUGAGUCGAUUGGUAUUGGUGGAAAAAAAACGCUGGGCAUUGGAUGGUCAGAUCCACUGUCUCGCAUUGACAAAGGAUACGAACACAGGAUUACCUAUCCUUUUGGUUGCUCAGCCAGGUCUCAAAUUUGUGAUGAUUGACCAUACUGGUAAUAUGUCAGAGCCUAUCACGCAAAUUCAACGCAAUCCCAAUGCAGCAGUGAAUGUUGUCGCGCCCGAUACGCCGACGCGGGCUGUAGGAAGCGGUGAUGUUGCCACUGAAAUCAUUUGCGGCUCACGUUUUGUCAAUGGCACAAGAAAAGACAUUAUUGGGUUGAUGUCCAUGGAUGGCGCGAUUGCAUUGCAUGAUCUCGAGGAGAAUACUGUUAAAACUCAUGACCUGGAUUCGACUCACAAAAUUUUCGGAUUCUCAAAGCUUAAUUUCGGGACACAAUACGUGGAGCAACGACAACGUGUACGAAGUUCCAGGAAAUCUAGGAGGCCGAGUUAUGCUAUAAGCUCGAAUAGCCGUUUUGCAGACGAAGAUAACUACGAUGGGGGCGAAGAAGAUGAUGAUGAUCAGGACGAAGACGGCUUAGACACUGAAGAUGACGGUGAUACGGCUGCAGAGACUCAGAUAUUAAGAGACCACUAUGCGAAUGGCGGUGGUGGCGGCGAUUUUAGUGAUAUUGGCGAUGAUGCUUCUCGCCGCUCUGUCCACUCUACACAUACCAAACCAUGGCGCUCAGGGGGCGGAAACAAAGCAUCUACGUCAUCCAUGCUAAUUUCAGAUUCAUUUGGGUCGCGGAUCCAGAAGAACGACAUAUUUGUGGGAUGCUCUUGGAGCGGAAUUACAUUCUUCAUAGAUCAAGACUUCAAUACUGCCCAAUAUGACUUUGAUGCUCGUGUAUGCGCUUUUGGGGCUGGUCAAUAUGCUGUUACUCCAGGCAGAAACGAGCCUUGUCUUUUUUAUGUGGACUUUGAGGACAACAUCUAUGUAUAUUAUAAUCUUUACAUUCAAACUGAGCCCUUUCUCCGGUUCCAUGAUGUUGUGAAGGCGGAUACUGAGCUGAUUCUAGCAAGUCAAAAGUUUAUGUUAAAAGUGCCGGGCCGCAGAGAUGCUAGGACAGAGAAAGAUGAAAUAUCUGUUAGAUCUACUGAGGGCAAUUCUCUGCAAAACGACCAAGAAAAUGACUGCAAACCAGAUAUCAAAGAUAUCAAAAGUGAUAGCCACGACAAUGAUAGAAGCAGUUCUGCAGGGCCUAAGUGGGAUGAACGCGAUAUGAAUGAAUUUAUCCAUGACUCUCUAUACAAUGUCAACCGCUAUGAGGAUGAGUUUCAGCGAUUGAAACGACUAACUAAUCUCGAACUUGCAAAGCGAACAAUGCUUUUAGAGGAAGGGAUGAACAAAGAACGUGAACGGGACGAGACAGAAAGGAAGGCGAAGGCAGCAGAAUUUGAAGCUGCGCUUGCUGCAGCAACGGCAGAAUACGAAGCUACACUUGCUGCAGCAACGGCAGAAGCAGUAAGAGCAGAGACUGGAGAUGAAUCUGCUUUCAUCGAUUCUAGAUCGCGGCCUUCUCUUCAUGUUUUUACCUCAGAACAAACUGGCUUGGGUCGACCGCAUGGACAGUUUCCAGGACAUGGCAUUUCAACCAGUCGUGCCGGCGUUGGGUCUGUCCCAUAUACCCAAACAAAAUCAAAAUAUCAGCGGCAGCAGCCGUCACGACAGGAUGGUGACGACGGUGAUGAUAAUGACCGUCUUUCAUCACCUCUGUCGCCUGUUUCUUCUGUAUCAGCACCUUCUACAUUACCAUCUACACAACCUACGCAGAGCUACAUAGAGAAGCGCCGAUCGUCUUUACUAAUCAAAGAUGUUCUCGCUCAUUACGAGGGAAAGACUACACCUCCACUCAAGUCCCCUACAUCGUCUUCAACAUUUGCCCAUCAAUCAGCGAAGGACCACAGGAGUGGGGCUUCUUCGUCGUCAUCUUUAGCAUCGGCAGGCUCGUCCGCAACGCUGACAAAUAUCUUCAAACGGCUCAGUCUCAAAGACAAGGGAGGCAAUGUCUGUCUUUCUCGAUCAUCCAGCAGCGGUAGCGCCAGUGGUGCCAGUAAUGGUAGCCAAAGUACUAUCAUUCAGAGCCAUUCCUUAUUGGGGACACCUACGUUAUCAAAGGGGAAAGCUUCCGCUGUAGAUUCUCGAAUUGGAAAACCACCCAUAAGGGUCAAUCGUCCUUCAGGAAUUUCUCCAAGGCCCAAAGGCAUUGGGACGGCCAUGACUGGCCGCAAGCCAGGAGCUAAGUCAAAGCUAUUUCUACAGCAAGAUCGAGAGGAAUCAACCGAUGAUGGGGACGUUGAAGAUGGUGUGGAUGAGCAGGGCGCGCCAUCUGAGGAUGACACUGUGGAAACAGAUGGCGACCAAUUAAUUGAGUUUGACCGUUCUUCGCGUAAGGACACUGGAGGAGAUGAAUUCCAUAUAGGAUCUCAAAAGUUUGACGAUGGAUCGGCAGCAGUUGAGCUUUAUGGAAAUGAAGGCAAUAAUGAUGAGACAAGCGAAAAUAUUGUAGGGGCACUUGGAAGAGAGGAGGGAAGGGUAGCGGGAGAAGUGACAUUAGCAGGAAUUGGGGUGGAAGAGGAUAUUACUACUGGAGUAUAUACUCCUUCUACGAUUUCUCCUAUCCCUUCGCCUAGACGGCUCUACAGCAAUAAUCAACAACACGGAAGUUCAGCAGAGCCUAGCGCUAGCCUUGACAGCACAGCAUUUAUGCUUGCUAAAAGCCUGCUCUCACCAUCUACACAGAGCGUUAGCAGUGGUAGUACUGGGACUACUACAAUCGGAGCAACUACCGUAACAUUGGGAAAUCAAGGGAAGAACGACCAUAAUAGCAAUAAGAGCAUCAACCAUGGUCCACAAUCUUCCUCAUAUUCUCAUGGCAGUCACCUGCGACAGCGUUCAGCACAUGGGCUAUUGGAUGUUACUGGUACAUCAAUGCGAGAGUAUGAAGCGAAUCCAACUUCAGGUAAUACUGCUGGUUUCAGCUCUGAUCCUUUCAGUACUGGCCUCUGUAGCGCUCAAGGUGGCCAAAGAUUUACGGCUGCGUCUCUUCUGAACACGGGGUCUGAUGUUGGAGAGAUUGCAGUCCCAGACAUUAAACUGGUGGCAGCCUCGCUCCCAACACAACCCGUGACCCCAUUAUCGACUUCGGAAUCAUCUUCUCUGGCGCAGAUUGUCCCAGAUGAUUUAGAUCAGGAGGAUUCUAAGAAUGGCGGAGAAAUGUUCCAAAAAGCGACCAUAGAUGAGUUGUGUAAUUUAGAUCUGGAUCAUCAGCCAGUUGUGAUUGAAUCAGAUGUUUGUCGCCAGUCUGCUGCGCCAGGGCCGCAAGGAGGGAUGUCUGAGUCUGAUACAACGGCUGCUGAAGACUCCAAGUCAAGUAAGAGCAAUAAUAGCGAGCGAUUCUCUCGAUCGGGAGAGUCGAAAUUCAAAGAGUCAGACAUGAAGUUGAUGCAGGCGCCACUGCCUAGGAGUAAUCAGCACUAUCGAAAGCAACAGCACCAGCAAUCUCAGGGUCAAGAAGGAGGGGGUAUGUCAUCCUCUGCACAUGUCUCCUUCUCAGAUACGCAUCCCAAUAGCGUUAGCGCGAGUAGUGGAGGAGAGGGGGAUGGCGUUGCAAGCCAAGGCGGUGGCGUAGAGACAUUUCAUUUCAGAAAUGAUGGGCUUGGGCGAAGCGGCUUCACAGGAAAGUCAUCGUCAACCACAUCAUCGGCAACGGUGUCUGACUUUGGGUCAGGUCCGUCUUCACCACUUGCUAGUAAUGUCAACGCAGCGCAUGCGAUCUUGUCUAACCCGUCUUUCAAUAGCUACAAAGGAUUCAGUGUGUUGUCCCUACCAUUGACUUCACCCUCGGCUUCUACAGCAACUGCACAGCAGCACCAGUACUUUUCUCCGUCUCAUUAUCAUCACUACCAUGUGUCCCCUACAUCUAUCAUACCAUCACACUUGGGCCUAUCCACUAGAGGAGGUCCACAGACUCAUGACCGAGCAUUGGCGCAGGAGGAUGAUAGAAUGUCUAUUCGAUCUAGGACAUCGACUUUCCAUGAUACCAAUGAAAAUCCAUCCACCUAUGAGGUUGUCCCAUCAGCGAUAUUUGUGAACACUGGUGGUGCUACCGUUGGAGUUGGAGAGCAACAUCAGCAAAAUAAUAUUUAUGGUAUGUCUCCUACUUCGACACUGACGAGCAACCUGACCUCGGACUCACUUGUGCGCCGUCUUGAAGAUCUGCAGCAACAGGAUCGUGAUCUAGAGGAGCGACAGCAACAGCGCCAGAGAGAAAAGAAACUAGAAAAAGAAAAAGAGAACUCUAAAGAAAAUACUAGGGCAACCCCUACACUCACGAUAUCUCAGUCAUCGUCAGCAGCAGUGCCGACCAGUCGGCCAUCUUCACUGUCACGAGCCAACAGUGGAGCCAGUGUGCAGAGCGUUGUUAGUCAUCAUGGCCACCGUGCUCCAAUAGCUUUGCAGUUGCCUCUGUCUCCCCAUUCUUCGUCUUCUGCCCCAUCGGUGCAUCUAUCGGGCCAUGGGUCUAUAACUGGCGCAGGAACAGGACCAGCGUCUUCUUCGUCUGGUAUAGGAUCCUUAGGUUCUAUCUCGGGGUCAACUCAUGAAAGGCAUCACCAUCAUACGUGGGAAGAAGAUCCACAUGAAGCUGCAAAAAGACUCCGGAGCAGACCAGGCCUUGGAGCUGAUAGAUGACGGUAAAAAAGAAUAACAAUAAUAAAUAGUAGAAAGGGAUAAUAACUGUAAAAGCAC